AUGGAACACGAGAAGCUCACUGAGCUUCUUACCAUGCAUACGUUAUCUGGAAAGCUGGUACCGAUCAAGGCUGGGAUUUGCUUGGCUGGUUACGUCUGUGCAGUGUUCACUCUGGAUUCGCUCAUGGCUUUCACGAUCACCCGGGUCAGUGCGGUUACCAUCAACCUGUCCCUUCUCACCGCUGACGUUUAUGGCCUCAUUGUGGGGAUAUUCGUGUUCCAGCUUACGUUUCAUUACCUUUACUUUGUUGCCUUUGCAUGCAUAAUUGCUGGACUGGGUCUGUAUUCCAUCCGUCCUGUACGUUUGAUUCCCUUGGAACCGGUGGGUCUAUGA
Opisthorchis viverrini is the source of this 333-nucleotide messenger RNA. RefSeq lists its product as hypothetical. Gene Ontology annotation, biological process: transmembrane transport. The transcript has a single exon. Gene Ontology annotation, molecular function: transmembrane transporter activity. Lineage: Eukaryota; Metazoa; Platyhelminthes; Trematoda; Opisthorchiida; Opisthorchiidae. Gene Ontology annotation, cellular component: membrane. The record is from RefSeq and is a predicted model, not a curated record. Bases 1 to 333 code for a protein of 110 amino acids.